Pelagomonas calceolata is the source of this 488-nucleotide messenger RNA. Lineage: Eukaryota; Pelagophyceae; Pelagomonadales; Pelagomonadaceae. The record is from the annotation of a GenBank genome assembly.
AUGAGCAGCACGCGCAAGCUAGCAAGACUGGCCGCCCCCGUCGUCUGCGCGGCCUACGUGACCUACGUAGCAAUAGAUAGAGGCUACUACCACAUCGAGCGCCGCAAGGAGCUCGACGCCGCGACGGCGCGCGCGAAGGCGGAGGCUGCUAGAAGAGUAGCGGCCGACGAGCGGCGAUGACGCCGAUAAAACUCUUGACAAUCAUCGCUCUAACGACCGCGAAGAACCAGAACCGCGACCGAGCCUUCCGCGCGCGGCGCCGCGAGUGCGAGACGCAAACGUGCGCCGGCAUGCAGCCCGGGACGAAUAUGAACUGCGUGAACGCGUGCAUCUCCCAGUCGUGUUUCGAUGAGAUCUACGCGGAGGAGCCCCUCGAGGACGGCGAGGUCGACUCGAAACGAUCGAGGUUGUUCCAGAGCUGCGCGCGGAAGUCACUAGUUGCCGAAAGGGAGAAACGAAGGAGGGAGGAGCGCGCCGAGGAGACAUAA